Molecule: messenger RNA, 716 nt
Organism: Drosophila navojoa
Lineage: Eukaryota; Metazoa; Arthropoda; Insecta; Diptera; Drosophilidae
Source: RefSeq, a predicted model, not a curated record
AUGAACGAGGCGCUGCCACAGCCACAGCCGCAGCCACAGCCAAAUCCAAACAUUCAAAUGUUCUACCCUAUGCGAGUUUCAUUUACGUUUACGAAUGUCGCCACAAAACUUUGCUCUCUGCUGAGAGUUACUCGAAAGGAAAGUUUAUGCAUUGGAUCUAUUGCAACACUUUCUGGAAUCUCGUGCUUUUCGCUUCAUUUGCAUCAAGUUAAUUCUAGUUUUUUUUCCAGUGUACGCCAUUGGCGUCGUCUAAUACCGUCGCCAGUUUGGUCGUCGCCAUCAGCAUCAGCGUUGGCAGCUUUGGAUCGCUUUGGUAGCAGCGAACGGCAACAAGAAUUCGGGCGGGGGCCAUCUGUUGCACAUCAUUCGCACUUGGUUUCUGUCGGCGCGUUGCCCUAUAUUAAUGCAACAAUUAACCCAAUGGCAACAAAAGGCUUACAACAAGUCAAAACAUUCUCUGGUCAUGGCCAUGACGGCCCAGUCGAUCUCGAUCUCAAUGCUGAUGUCGAUGUCGAUGGCGUCUUCGUGGGGCGCAUGGAAUUAGAUUUAUACAUAGAAUGAAAACCUUAAUGGGUUUCGGGCCGCCACACAAUGACGGAUGAACAAAUUUUUGAUUUUACGCUCUAAAUUAUGUACGUACACGUUCGAUCAGCUUUUUCGGUAAUCUGUAUAUCGCUUUUCAUACGAUGAAUUAUAGCGCCGCCCAUACAGGGUGC